CGAACCCCUUCUUAUUUUGCCGGCAGAAAUACCCUGCACUUAGAUGUAAUCUUUGGUUCUUUCUGGAGGACAGAACUUACCAACAAAUCUCAGAUAUAAUUCUCGGGCGAGAUGCUUCUGUUGUCAACCCUGAAGCGCAGCGUAAUUGCAAAUUCUACCGGCGCUUUCCGCUAUAUUGUCCCUAACAGACAAUCCUCAUCAAAAAGGUGGCAAGCCCGUCAACUUAAAGAUCGAUUUACGCGUGAAGCAGCAGUGCAGGGACUGAAAAGUCGAGCGGCUUUCAAGCUUUUGCAGAUUGAUGAAAAGUACCGGAUAUUCAGGAGCGGCCAGACCGUUGUCGAUUUGGGCUAUGCUCCUGGUUCAUGGUCCCAGGUGGCGGUAGAUCGCACCCAGCCAAAUGGACGAGUUCUUGGUGUCGACAUAAUCCCGGCCCAACCUCCCAGAGGGGUGUCUACUAUACAGGGGAAUUUUCUUGCACCGGAAAUACAGGCAUAUAUUCAAGAGUUUUUACGAGACCCAAACAGAGGUCGGCCACACUAUCACAGGUCGUUACCAGACACCGCGAGCAAUGCGGUAAUCUCUCAAUCAAGCGUUAAAGAUUCAUCAGAAAAGACCACCCAGGUUUAUGAGGGCUCGAUAGCCUAUGAAAAAUUUGAAGGUGCUCACGAGAGCAAUUCGAAGAUAGAAACAACAGUGGAUGUGGUUUUAAGCGAUAUGUCUGCACCCUGGUAUCAAACAACUGGUUUCUGGAAGAGAAGUCUAAGUGACCCUCAUAAUAGGAUGAUGAACACGAGCGGUGUGACCUUCAAAGAUCAUGCUGGAAGCAUGGACCUCUGUCGCGCAGCACUACAAUUUAGCUUUAAUGCCCUCAGGACUGGUGGUCAUUUCGUUUGCAAGUUUUACCAAGGGGCAGAGGACAAAGCUCUUGAGAGACAGCUCAAAUGUCUGUUCCAUAGAGUUCACAGGCUUAAACCAGAUUCUUCACGUAAUGAAUCAAAGGAAGCAUAUUUCAUUGGCCUCGAAAGGAAACAAUACGCAUUGAAAGAUGCAGUAUUGUCACCGUGAGAACAACCUAUAACUAGAUGGUAAUGCGUUCAAUACUAUGUCUAU
Molecule: messenger RNA, 1110 nt
Organism: Aspergillus wentii DTO 134E9
Lineage: Eukaryota; Fungi; Ascomycota; Eurotiomycetes; Eurotiales; Aspergillaceae
Product: RlmE family RNA methyltransferase
Exons: 6
Coding region: 112-1065 (317 amino acids)
Biological process (GO): RNA methylation
Cellular component (GO): mitochondrion
Molecular function (GO): rRNA (uridine-2'-O-ribose)-methyltransferase activity
Source: RefSeq, a predicted model, not a curated record